Mauremys mutica (yellowpond turtle) is the source of this 3161-nucleotide messenger RNA. RefSeq names its product zinc finger protein 34-like. NCBI's taxonomy places the organism in Eukaryota, Metazoa, Chordata, Testudines, Geoemydidae. The record is from RefSeq and is a predicted model, not a curated record. Gene Ontology annotation, biological process: negative regulation of transcription by RNA polymerase II. Bases 42 to 1397 code for a protein of 451 amino acids. Gene Ontology annotation, molecular function: DNA-binding transcription repressor activity, RNA polymerase II-specific. The transcript has 4 exons.
UCCGUGCAGCUCUGCCAGCUUAGUUACAUUGACUGUUGCUAAUGAAAGGGAAUGUGGCUCGCUCUCUACUCAGCAUACCGGAGUUGAGCUUCCUGAGUCAGACGCUGCUGCCGAGUGCCUCCAUUGCGACCCGGAAGGAAGCCUGGACUGAUCAGCUCAGCUGCUGCCUAGACUCCCUCUGUAUCCAGCUGGGGAGGCCCCUGGGGCAGCCCCGGGCUCUGCCACACCAGCCCCUGAGCCGGAGCCUGCAGGGACUUGUGACCUUCAGAGAGGUGGCUGUGUAUUUCUCCAAGGAGGAAUGGGCUCUUCUGGACCCUGGUCAGAAAGCCCUCUACAGGGACGUCAUGCAGGACAAUUAUGAGACACUGAUCUCACUGGGAUUUGUGACUCCUAAACCUGACUUGAUCUCACAGCUAGAACGAGGAGAAGUGUCAUGGGUCCUGGAUCUCCAGGGCUCUGAGAAAAGGGACAUGCUGACAGGAACCUGCAUAGCAGGUGAUGGGACAAUGAAUGAGAACAAGGAGGAGAAUUCUCAGCAGGAAGGUCCUGAGCAAGUGGAACCCCAGGGGACGUUAUCAGGAAGAUCGGAAGGGUUUGUUUCCCAGACUUCUGAGCAGGGAGAAGCCUGUCAGACACAGCUCAGGCCUCAGAGAAACCUCUCUGGGGAGACAAGGGGUAAAUCCAGUUACCGUGGGAGAAGUCUCAAAGGCAUCCCAAUCUGUCAGGCGACCCACUUGGGAAAGGGACCAAAGACACUUGGUGACUCAGGGGAAAGAUACAAUAGCAUCUCACACGUUAUUAGUCAGCAGAGAAUCUGCAGAGCAGGAAAAUCCAAGAAAUGCACUGACUGUGGAAAAAGUUUUGCUUAUAAAUCGGAACUUGAUAGACACAAUAGAAUCCAUACAGGAGAUAAACCCUAUAAAUGCCUCAACUGUGGGAAAAGCUUCACUUUGAGCUCCACCUUGAUAAAACAUCAGAAAACUCACACAGGGGAGAGACCCUAUAAGUGUCCUAACUGUGGGAAAAGCUUCCGUCAGAGUUCGCACCUUGCUAGACAUGAGGGAACCCACAGGGAAGAAAAGCCCUUUAAAUGCCCUGACUGUGCAAAGCAUUUCAGCUGCACCGCAAACCUUCUUACCCAUCAGAGAAUCCAUACGGGAGAGAAGCCCUACAAGUGUCAACACUGUGGGAAAAACUUCACACACCAUUCAUACCUUCUGGGCCAUCAGAGAAUCCACACAGGAGAGAAACCCUAUAAGUGUCGACACUGUGGGAAAAGCUUCACACACCGCUCAAACCUUAGUACGCAUCAGAGAAUCCACACAGGAGAGCGACCUUGCAAACCUAAGGACUGUGAGAAAAGCUUCAGUGUGAGCUCAGAUGUGAUUGGCCAAUAAAAGCUGGAAGAGAGACUGGUGGCGGAUAGAAACCAUCUUCAACAAAGACUGUAUCUUGCUAGGUUAAGUUAUAGCCUUUUAGAUGAAUUUUCACUUUUAUUUGCUUGUAACUGUUUCCGAUUUUAUCCCUUUUACUUGGUAUCACUUAAUCUAUGUUCUUUUGUUAAGAAGUUUGUUUUGCUUUCAUUCUAAAUCAUCACUGCUGUGUAAGUUUAGUAAAGUGUGCGCUUCUAGAAAGUAGACAGGAUGGAAUGUUUUACUAGGCCUCUGUAAGGGCAGAGAACCUAAAUGUUUCUGAGGGUUCAGUGGGAGGGACUGGUCCCCGCUGUAGGAUGGUUUUGGGGUGAACUCAGGGCUGGGAGGGUACUGAGGUCAGUCUGCAAGGAGUAACUGGAUUGGGCAAAGCCAGGGUGAAGCUUAUGGGCUGCUGGCAGGUUGCUGAGGGGGGAAGAGCUCUGAACCAAAGCUACAGAGCCACAAAUCAUCCAUGGGUACAAGGGAAACACUGACUGAAUCCCUCACUGGCAUGGAUGAACUCCAAAUCAUCACACUUGGCAGCCCACUAUCCUCAAAAACAUCUCCAUUCCCCAUGAAUAACAUCAUUUCUCUGCUCAUGCACCUAAACACCCACUCUGGGAAAACCCAAAGAAGUACAUUUUGGGACUCAAUGGUCAAUAAAUGUAGACUGGCUGGCUAGCACCACACCUACGAAUACCAGCAUGUGGGUCCUCUUUCUCUGGGCCAGUUGCCAUGGAAACUGUUCCAAGGGUAUUGAGAGACCCAUCCAUUCCCCACGCUUCAGUGUGGUCCUGGAUGUUUCAUGGCUGGCUCUCCACAACUCCCUUAUCUGCUGGCCUGAACUAACAGUUGAAUUUUUCUCAGAAUUCUGCCUACAGCAAUGCUUGACCCCAGGAAAUGGGCAGUGGGCACUAGUUCCUCAGUGGCUGCAUGCCAGGGGUAGCUGGCCAGGCAGAGCUAUCUGCUGAGUAUGGUCCUUGACUUCUGUCCAAAUACAGCAACUACAGUGAUGUGUUUUGAAAACAAACACAGACACUGUGCCCAGUCACGCUAUAACCAGGGGCAAACAUUCUGUUCUUACAUACAUAUAUAUAUAUAUAUGGUAUGUUUGAGCCGGAACUAGCUGUGCUGUGCAUCGAUCAUCUGUUGACCUCACAUAUGCUCCAUUCUGUGCCUAUGUACGCACACCAACAAGCCCCACAAUAAACCCGUCAGAUGCCUGCAGCCCCUCAAGACUUCACCUGGCAUAGUCACUGCUUUAGAUUUUGUUAUAGAACUACUUGAGUCCAAUGGGUUCACAAUGGGUGGAUGUUUUGCUGGCUUCCAAAUUAAUUAAAUAUGAAUGUAUUUGUAAAAUGGGGAAAAUGUAUGAUUUUCCUUGAAAUCCUGACUGGUUAUAUUUAGGCUUCAAAGAAUUAGAUUUUUAUCGAUAAAUGUCAAUAACCAUCAAUUUUGCUGUACAGACAAGCCAACAAUAAAACAUUUCCAUCGAUGAUAAUCUAAAUUUAUAGAUAGGCAAAGUAAGAAAAAUGCUGCUUGAGAACUUGUUAGAGUUUGAUUUAAGGCAAUUUACUUUGUAUAUUUUGACGUGAUGUUGCAAAGUUGUGUUUCAAUGCUUAUAAAAAAUUAAAUGUUUGAAUCACCACAUCUAUUGUCAUUAAGAAAAAACUAUUCUCUGACUCCCCCCAACUUCCCACAACUCUGAAAAAUUAAAUAAAUAUGCUUAAAAUCAAUAUUAUCGGUUCA